AUGCACUCGCCUAAGCUCUUCGAGGAUGUUUUCGCAGGAUGGGCUCCGAUGGGGGAUAUAAUCAGCGAAGGAUUGAGCGAGAAAGACCUUCUUGUGAUAUGCAGUGCAAUUUCAGAGACUCUUUCCGAGCACGGUAUAAUCUCCCGGGGUGAUUCCAUAACCGACGACUUGGAGGACUUUCUGUACGAUGUUCUCGAGGAAUUCGGGGUCUCCGUGGCCGAGGACAUUCUGGGGGAGCUUCUCCAAAAGAUCCUGCACGCUCACAAUGGCGCUGUCCGUGGAAGAAGCACAUAA
Molecule: messenger RNA, 294 nt
Organism: Nematocida major
Lineage: Eukaryota; Fungi; Microsporidia
Exons: 1
Coding region: 1-294 (97 amino acids)
Source: RefSeq, a predicted model, not a curated record